Suillus subalutaceus is the source of this 486-nucleotide messenger RNA. RefSeq lists its product as uncharacterized. The record is from RefSeq and is a predicted model, not a curated record. NCBI's taxonomy places the organism in Eukaryota, Fungi, Basidiomycota, Agaricomycetes, Boletales, Suillaceae. Bases 1 to 486 code for a protein of 161 amino acids. The transcript is spliced from 7 exons.
AUGGCAAAUUUUGGCUUAUCAGCACUGGUAUCACCAGUGCUAACUGCAGUACUUGUAGCAUACCAACUGAUGCACGCUGACUCUCACCCAACUCACUCUAUCAUCGCUCUGGCCACACCACCGGCCUCCUCGCGAACAUCCAAACGUGAACGGAGUGAUUUACCUCAACUCGCCGAUGCAGGCAAAGAAAAUAUUUUCGGCGGUGCUCAAAACCCAGCCGACUUGACAUCCCCAGGCUACCUCCCGCCCACUUUCCUUCGAAUCACAUCAUGGGGCGCAUCAUUCAUCGUCGAAGCCCUUCAUCGUUUUCACGAUGCAGACACCCAGAAAGAUCGAGGGAUUGGACUUCAACAAGUGACAUCUUCUCAAGUCGGCUCCUCUUAUGUUCUCUGUCGCGAACUAAUCCUAAUCCCUCGCAAGCCGGCCCAUGUCAAUCCUAAAUACCUUCUGACAGUCAAUUUUGCGUAUAACGAGACCGAUGCCUGA